This is a messenger RNA of Pangasianodon hypophthalmus (striped catfish), 6022 nucleotides long. Its product is annotated as protein shisa-6. Gene Ontology annotation, biological process: regulation of short-term neuronal synaptic plasticity; regulation of AMPA receptor activity. Lineage: Eukaryota; Metazoa; Chordata; Actinopteri; Siluriformes; Pangasiidae. The transcript is spliced from 9 exons. Bases 378 to 2009 code for a protein of 543 amino acids. Gene Ontology annotation, cellular component: dendritic spine membrane; AMPA glutamate receptor complex; postsynaptic density. The record is from RefSeq and is a predicted model, not a curated record.
GGGAGGAGGGUGAGAGGAGAUGAGACUCAGUCAGUCAGUAGAGAUGUAGUGAUGGAGCAGCUCGGAGUCAGACUCUUCCCUCUGCGAACAGCGCGCGGCGAGCUUUUGGUGUCUCGCGCUGAAUCAUAAAGAAACUUGCGUUAUAACACGGGACGCAGGCGAAAUGUGCGCGCGCGAAUGUGUGUAUGUGUGUGUGAAACCAGACGUUUAUGAUCCUCCCGUGAUUUAGUCCGGAGCAUGAGGUGCGUAACGGCGGAGGAGGCGCGAGGAGCAGCAGCGGUGCGCACGCGGACCGGUCCCACAGUGCGCACGAGAAAAACGCGCGCGCCGAAAAGUGUGUAAAGAGCGAGCGAGCGAGCGAGCGAGAGCCGGAAGUCAUGGGCAUCCAGCACCUCCUGCUGCUCCUGAUCUACCUGGACCCGCUGUGCGCGAGCAAGAAACACGGGAAACACGCGCCGCGGCGCACUGCCAAAGCCAAGGAGCUCAACGGCACCGCCACCGUGGUCGCCCCGACCGCGCGCGCUCCCGUCCCGCGGGUCCGCGCGCCCUCCCCGGUCGGUGGAGACCACGACACGUGCCUGGGUUAUUACGACGUGAGCGGCCAGUACGACAAGGAGUUCGCGUGCAACAACACGGACCACCGGUACUGCUGCGGCAGCUGCUUCCUGCGCUUUUGCUGCCCGGUGCGCGCCAAGAGGCUCGAGCAGCGCGCGUGCACCAACUACAACACGCCCGACUGGGUGAAGACGCAGCCGCCGUCGCCCGCGCCGACCGCCGACACCUACGACCCCGCGCUGGACCGCACCAACACCACCGUGUACAUCACGUGCAGCGCCAUCGCGCUCGUGCUGCUGCUCGGCAUCGCCGCCAAGGUGGCGUACGACAAGGCCACGCGCCCGCCGCAGGAGAUGAACGUGCACAGGGCUCUAGCGGACAUCCUCAGGCAGCAGGGUCCUGUCCCGGUCUCACAUUACGAGCAGGAGAACAUGGGUACUAUGGAUGGCUCGCCGAAAGACAGCACACCUGUACGCAGCAACAAGAACCACUACACACCUGUACACAACAAAAACAACCAUGGGCAUCAUGGGAAGGAUAAUUUCCGCAGCGCUCAGGACAUGCACAACUUCAUCUCCUCUGGGUUCGUCACACUCGGCCGAGGACAGCUGAAAGCUCAACAAUCGGUGGAUGAUCUGGGGUGGCAGGGAGACCUGGACAUCCCUCUGUCAUACGGGAACCAUCAUCAUGACUACACGAGCCAUGUGGACCUCACCGGAUCUCACACACCUAAAAUCGGACACAGAAUAGAGCGCUACGAAAAGCCUCGGAUGAACAACAUCCUGACGUCACAGACAGAGCCUUACGAUCUGUCGUUCUCUCGUUCCUACCAGAACCUCACUCACCUCCUGCCUUCGUACGAAAUGCCGUUGAAGUCCGACCUCGGCGAUGACGAAUAUUACGGGAGGAAGCUCCACCUACCUGAUGUGACUCCGAAGCUGGUGAAGUUGGCUCCGGAGACACCAGUGCAGCGAGGGAAGCCACGUCGUGUACAACGCGCAAUGUCUCAGGACCAUGUUCUCUCACCUGUUGUCUCACGCCGCGACUAUGUCGCACCCGCAUACACAUUUUCGCAGGAUAUGCUCUCGGCCGAUCGCUUGCAAUCCCGGGAUCCUUUGCUCUCGCCAGACAAGCUGCUCUCUCUGCGGCGAGCCGAUUUCCGUGAGAAGUCGAUGGCUCGUGCCCUCUCGCACACGGACGUGUUUGUGCCUCCCACGCCCACCAUGGAGCGACACCACAGGAUGGGGAAGGCACACUCACACUCACACUCACAGCAGAGUGACGGUGCCAGCGACGAUGGGUACAGGGGGAACGAUGGGCUGCUGAGUGUCAGUGGCAACAAGAGGCAGGCAUUCGCCUCAAGACGGACACACACAGUCGACCACUUGCAGUAUAUACCUGGACAUCACCAUCAUCAGUACCGCACGGCCAGCAAGAAUGAAGUGACAGUGUGAAAACAGGGACAGAGGCAGAGGGAGGAAGACAGAAGGAACCAUCUUUAUUACAUGGCAAUAUUGCAAAACAGACAGAAAGGAGAGUAAAAGAGAGAGAGAUAGAGAAACAAAUAAGAGUAAGGAGAAGAGAAAUAGGAAAACAUUGGUAUCACGCCGCCAACAAAACAGAAGUGACAGUCUAAACAUAGGUAAAGAGGCAGAGAAAAUAACUAAAAGGAGAAGGUACGGAAGUAUGUGGGACAUUAAGAUUACGAAGCGAUUUUCUUGCAGUUCAGAGUGAAAGAAAGAGAAAGACUGGGCAGGAGGUCACUGAACACUCGUUGUGGUAAUAUAAACAGUGUGUGUGUGUGUGUGUGUGUGUGUGUGUGUGUGUGUGUGGUAAGUGUGUUAUCAGGCUGGAUAACGGAGGCGUCCCAAUUUUCGAUUCUCUUCUUCCUUCUGCUUUUGACCUUGACUUGUUCCCAAUUUCAUCUCAAAGCUUCAGCCUCAACAUCUUCUGGGUCAUUUGGAAAAAAAAGAGAGAAUAUACCUUCCUCCUCAUGCCUCCGGCCAAUGUAAGGGCUUGCACAUUAACACGUACACACAAACACACACACACAUACACACACACACACACACACACAAACACACACAAAAAAUGGGCUGCAGUCCAACAGAAACCAACAAAGACUUGAAAAAAAAAAACAGGACUGAACGAAAGACCUGUAGUAACUUUCUACAAAUAUAUAAAGAGACUUACGGUUUGUAAUUCUAGUUCUCAGUUUAGCUUUAGAGAUUAUUCGUAGAUACGAGAAAAAAAAAAAGGUCAUGGGUGUUCCAUGCAAAUGUCAAAAAAAUUACAUUGCCCCAUUUCGUUAGAAGUGGAGUAAGGGUUAAAAAAGCACAAUCAAUACAGUUAACAGUUGAAACACACUUUUUUUUCACAUUCUGUCAUUUCUUUCCUCUUUUUUUUGGUAUAUCAACCAGCUCCUGUCAGCCUCUUAGAGGCGCUGUGCCAGUUUUCUUGCGUACAAGAUUGUAAAUAAGCUGUGAUAGCUGUAGUUCAGAGAGUAAAGUUAGCUCAGAUUUCUGGGUUGUUGUUUUAAUCCAGACCUCAGUGAUCUCAGUUUCAUCAUCCAGUCGUACAGUAAAUGUGUAUGUGUGUGUGUUUGUAAGAGUGAGUGCAUGUAUGUGAUAUAUUUUUUAAAAUAUGUACUGAUUAUGAACAUGUGGUUGAGUCAGCCAUGUGCUACGUGUUUUCAACAACAUAACGUUUUUAUUAUCAGCAGCUAGUUACAAAUCAUCUGACUGUUUUCUCUAAUUUACUAGACAAAUUGUUCUGCAACCCUAAAACUACAGUCGUAAAACUGGACUGUUUUGAAGGUUGGGUAAUAACUUGAUAACAUGAUGUCUGCUAAGCUUUUUUUUUUUUUUUUUUUUUUUUUUUUUUAGCAGAUCUUUCUCUUCUGAUAUUGAUACUGAUGUCUCAACUGAAACUGAAGAAUACCUCUUGUGUUUUUGGUUUUGUUGGUCCACAGUUCGGGUUUGGUAUAUAGAGUAUACUAGAAUGGUGACAAGAGUGCCACAAGCAUUUCCACCUGUCACAUCAUCACUGUUAAGCUCCGCCCUGUUUGCUAAGAUCUCAGAUAACAUGAGCUAAUUUGUAUGGUGUAUGUGCCAAAGGUGGGUGUGUUUACAAAGAAAGUUUGCGUAAAUUAUGUCAUGUGCAAAGUUAAGGAAGAAACCGAGUGGAAAUUAAGUUCUGGUGUGUGCUAGUGCGGUUCCGAUCUCAAAGAAUGAAGUGAAACACAAGUAUAACUCCAAUUAAAAGUGAUGGGAUGUACUGAAAAAAUACGAUAUGAACGCAAAAUAAAAGAGUGUGUGUUCAUAAAGUAUCUAUGAAUGAAGAGCUUUUCAAUUUCCUGUAGACAUCAGAGACAUUAUAUCUAAUAUGUCAUAAUUUUUACGAAACUGUCUGAUCAUUGGGCUUCAUUUUUUGUUGCCAGAUGCGAUUGAAUUUACCCGUAAAUUGUUCACAGGAAACAAGAACACUAGAGAUGUGGUACAGGAUACACAAGAAAUGUGGUGUUCAUGAAAAUCCAGUUAUUUGGGAAAUUGUUCAUAUUCUACAUUUUUGCUCCUGAAUUUGUGUAAAUUUCCGUAUAAGGAGACUCAGUAAUGUGAACUUCGACACUCUGACACUUUCAAUUACACACCAAUUUAAUGUAUAUUUUGUGAAAUUCAGUCAUUUCAUAUUAAUAACAUGAAAGAAAGUGAUUCCAAAAACAAAUCAAUAAAUUAAGAUGACUAAACUAGUCUUUCAAUUAGGACAAAAGUAAUGGCACCCUAUAAAAGGAGGAAGAGUUGGUGUAUGUCUAUAGUAGCCGAGCAGCUGCAAUGGCUAAGCUGCAUUAUUGGAAGAUUUAGCGCGUGCCGCACUUAGGAGGCGCUCUUUCACCAUGUAGUUGUCAUUUUGUUGUUUUUAGCUCUCUGUGAGUUUUGCCUUUUGUGGAGUUUUGUGGAGGUCACUAAAUGUAAACCAGCUGUGCUGUGAACGUGGUAUCAAAACUUUUGUAAAUCCGAAUUAGUUAAUAAUGAUGGUUUUUUUUGGUUCGGUUUGGCCACGAAAACAUUCACACACAGCUUUACUAAAUGAUAAAUAAAUGAAGCCCAUUUUGACUAAUGCCUAAUCUUGGUAAACCUUCUAAUUAUUAAAACGUAUUAAAUGGUAAUUGUGUUCAACUGGACUUCCAUAACUGUAGUUACUGCUUUUUUGAUUGUUUUAUUUUGCACCCACAUCUUGUUGUACUUGGAGAGACUUUCAGGCUGCACAUAUUCAUUAAAGCAAACAUGCAAAACCAGACAAGAUGUGCAAUUGUGCUCGUGUGAAAGACACAAUCCUACGUAGACCCUGUUAAUAAAUCAUCUUUCAAAGUUGCACGUGUUUUGACACAUGCAAAAAUCAGGGCCUUACUGUGCUGAAAAGUGGUUAGACGUGGAAAGAUUAAGGUUCUGGGACUCUGGAAACAGGUGUAGCCAAUCAACAGAAAGUGCAAGAGUUUAUAAGAACACCAGAUAAGGAAAGUGGACAAUGAAAGCAGUAUCCAGUUACAGGAAGCCAUAUUGGGUGAGAGCCAGCGGGGACUGUGACACUAAAACUAACUGGAUGUGAAUUUGGAGAAAAAAGAAAAAUAAACACCAAACAGCCAACAAAAUCGCAAAAAAAAAAAAAACCCAAAAAACAAAACAAUUAAACAGCAUUUAACUCGAUGCUGUUUGUUGUGUAUUACAACAUUGUUACCAUUGCUUUCUGUUGGUAAAAUAAUUACACGCACUAUACACAAUACUGCUAUCACAACCUGAUCUCAAGCACUAACUAUAUAACUAUAUGAGAAAUCUAAUGAGUGAGAGCAAUGUUGUUUGAUUUUAUUCAGUUAAUCUAGCUAACUCUGGCCCACAACCUGAUCGUACCUGCGCCGAACAUUUUUUACCAGUUGCGUGAAUUCUUACAAACUGGUGGUUCUAUUAAAGCAUCCAUAUUAAUUAACUAAGUCCAACACACACACAAACACACACACACACACUCUCUCUCACACACACACACCCCUCCCAAACCUGCAGUUCAUGUUUAUGAUGAAGUCCAGGAAUCAAAAGGAUUCGACUUUAGCGUACUGAAUGAAUAUGAAUAAACUAUAUUUAUCAAAAUAAUAAUUCUGAACGAGGAAAGAGAGAAUUUUAGGCCAAACUCGAAGCUUCUAGCUCAUUUUGUCUAACACACGCACAGGAGUGUGUCGUGAUGAGACCCGGGAUUCUCUGUGAAAUAUUUUUGACUGUAAAGAUAGUUGUAUUUCGAAUUGCAAAGCGAGGCGGUGAAUGUUGUGUGAUACGCGGACUGUUCUGCUCUUUCUGUUCAGUUCUGUAACAUCAUCAUCAUCCUCAUCAUCAUCCUCAUCAUCAUCCUCAUCAUCCUCAGUCCUACACGAAGCUCACUGCUGUUUCUGAUAAGGAUCAAUAAAACCGAACAAUAAAAGUAA